ACCUCACGGAAACCGUUUCAGUCGCCUGUGCUCAUCAUGGCCAACAUGAUCGUCAACCUCUCAAUAAUUUUAUUUUUCUUGGGUGGUAUUAUCCAUCUCAAUGAAGCCCAGACAACGGAUUGUUCGAAUUCGUGUAUGCUUCGAGCAAGAUGCACUCCUUACUACAAGGAUCUGGUCUGGUCAGUGGUGAAUCGCGUUUGUCGGGUCUUCCAGAACGGUUGCAUCUUUGCCAAUGAAAACUGCAUGAGAGCCAAUCGCUGCUUGCCACCCAUGGUAGCCACUACAAAGGAGGAGUGUACGAAGGAGAACUACUGUCCAAGGUGGUGUUCCCGGGGAGGUCCGCCGGUCUGCGCAUGGUUUCCCUAUACGGACAGUAAUGGGAAUACCGGGGGUCGAAACAUGUCAUUCGGAAGUCGCUGUCUACUAGACAUGUAUGCAUGCCGUAAUGAACAGGCCUAUGUCAACGAACCACGGAUCGGAUCGUGCACAUAAAAUAUUUAAAUAAAUAAUAAAAUAUUUACCAAUAUA
Molecule: messenger RNA, 528 nt
Organism: Drosophila sechellia
Lineage: Eukaryota; Metazoa; Arthropoda; Insecta; Diptera; Drosophilidae
Product: salivary glue protein Sgs-5
Exons: 3
Coding region: 37-492 (151 amino acids)
Molecular function (GO): protein binding
Source: RefSeq, a predicted model, not a curated record